AUGGCCGCAAAUGUGUCUCCCACAAUGUCGUCAGCUGCACCGACUGUCUUUCCAACCGCUGGUGUCGGAGGCGAGUACUACGACACCCCGUUCGAAGUUCCAACCUAUAGCACAGGUGCAAUCAACGAGGUCAGCUGGAGGUACAUCGACGACUUCAGUCAUAUCAUCGCCAAUUACGCCGUCAGUGAAGGUGUCGCAACCGGUCUCAUCUGGGCCACGUUCAUCUACCUGCUUGCCCUCACUCCCGGACGCAAGAGAACAACUCCGUUCCACACAUUCCUUCUUCUCGGCUUGGUCUUCAUGCUCCUCUACCUCAUGCUGGACAUCAUCGCGGUAGUCACGCCAGGUCUCUCCACCAAUUCAUCUUAUGUCGUCCUGACUACUGAUGUGGCCUCAAGUGUGUGGACAACUCAAUACAUUGCUAUUUACACCAUUGCCAAGGUCGCAAACUGGUUGGCCUUCAUUUUUGCUACAACCUGUCUCUGGCUUCAGGCAAAGGGUCUCCUGAGCGGAGUGAAAGUGCGAUUCAACAUCAUCUAUAGAAUCAUCCUCACUUACCUCGCCCUCACUGCUGUGGCAGCUCUGGUCUGCAGCAUGUCAUACUGGAUCCACCAGAUCAUGGUCAUCAAGAUGGACCCAACUGGCGCUGUGGACCAUGAGAUGCUGAAGAUGAAAACCAUCUACCUGGUCACCUAUGCAAUCAGCAUCGGCAGCUUUUCCCUUGUGUCAAUCUGCUCGGUGUUGGACAUUGUCUGGAGACGACCAUCCUCAGUUAUCAAGACCAACAACGCGUUCUCCUCGGCCCUCAACCUUGUGGGUCUUUUAGGUGCUCAAUCCUUCAUCGUACCUUUCAUCUUUUGCAUCCUCGAGAUUGCCUACUCACAGAACGCGUCUGCACUGCCGGAAACCAUACUCCUGCCUUCGGUCUAUUUGAUACUGCCAUUGGGAUCGCUCUUCAUGACGGUCCAUACAUACGACGUCGAGAAUCAAAAGGGAGCCGAAGAACCGAAGUCCUCGGCCAGUCCUACCAAAGCCUACUUUCACAAGUCUGCAACCAUGACUACGGGUUCAAUCACGAUUUCCGGCUCCGAGCCCGAUUCGUCCGUCGUUGAAGAAACAGCGAUCGAGACUCCAAGCAAGCCAAUCUGCACAAUGAGACGCCACAUCCCUACGGUCCCCAGUGGAGGAAGUGAGGCGAUCCUGCUCGGUGACAUAAAGGAACAUGGACAGGAGAGUUCGGUCAAGGAGGUGUGA
Exophiala viscosa is the source of this 1254-nucleotide messenger RNA. RefSeq lists its product as uncharacterized. Gene Ontology annotation, biological process: G protein-coupled receptor signaling pathway. Gene Ontology annotation, cellular component: membrane; G protein-coupled receptor homodimeric complex. Gene Ontology annotation, molecular function: pheromone binding; mating-type factor pheromone receptor activity. Bases 1 to 1254 code for a protein of 417 amino acids. The transcript has 2 exons. NCBI's taxonomy places the organism in Eukaryota, Fungi, Ascomycota, Eurotiomycetes, Chaetothyriales, Herpotrichiellaceae. The record is from RefSeq and is a predicted model, not a curated record.